GAGAAGAAAAAAAUCAUAGCCCCGAAUAAAAUCGAUAGAUAAAUUGCAAAGAAGUAAAAAAGAAAGAAAAAAAUAGAGGGGCUUACACAGAAUAUAAAGAUCAACUUGCAAAUGGCGUAUACUAAAUAUAAAUAUUAUUAUAUUUAGAUCGUGUACCGCGUUUUCCGGCGUUUUUUUAACCGUUUUUGCUUAAACACACCGGUUUAUAACAAAAAAAAAGAGUUAAAAUAAAAGUUGCAGAAACUUAAUUUAGUGAAAGUGUCGUUUUUGUGUUAAUUUUAACCCACGAAAGCGAAGGAAUAAAGCAAAAAUAAUAAAACUAAAAGGGAAUUUUAGGAUAGAAGAGAAUCACCCCCUACAUUCGAGUCGGUUAAAUCGUUCCGUUUCGAACUAAACCACGACAUACGUUACACAAUCUUAGGGAUAACAAAUUUUUCGUAAUAAUGGUAACCACACCGCCGCAACAAUUUUGCGUCCGAUGGAACAGCUAUCAAACAAAUCUACAAAAUGCCUUCCCAAAGUUAUUAGUAUCGGAGCAUUUCGUCGAUGUUACGUUAGCUUGUGAAAAUGAUAUGCUCAAGUGCCACAAAGUUGUAUUAUCAGCUUGUUCGACAUACUUUGAAAAGCUUUUACUGGAUAAUCCGUGUCAACACCCAAUAAUUUUCAUGAAAGAUAUGAAAUUCCACGAAAUGCAAUCAUUGGUCGAUUUUAUGUAUAAAGGCGAAGUGAACGUGACCCAAGAUGAUUUACCUUCGUUAUUAAAAUCUGCGGAAGCCCUACAAAUUCGUGGAUUGUGCGGAUCCGAUCAAUUAAUUAAUUCGGCUAAUUUUCCGUGUUUAAAGUUACCAUCAACACCUACGACGCCAAAAUCUGAAAUAUUAAACGGAAAAGAUUCAGCCCCACAAAAAACGUCGACUCCAAUUCAAAUAAAAUCGGACACGCAACAACAGCAACAAUCGCAGCAACAAUUGGGGAAAAUAAAUGUUAAAAAAGAGUUGAUGGAACAACAACAACUUCAGCUACAACAACAACAAGAUAAUCAAGAAGGGAAUCCGUCGUCUUCGGAUUGCGAUUCCAACGAGUUGCCGGUUCAAAAGGACCACGAAUAUGUUAAAGAGGAAAUCGAUCCUUUCUACGAGGGCGAAACGGAGAUUAUGGAUACGUUUUUAGAGGAGGAAAGCGGCAGUAUUAAUGCAACGGGUGUUGAGGAUGCGGAUAAAACGGAAUUUGCGAUAGCUAACGUUUCUUGCCAAUACGAUGGAACUCCAGGUUCAGCAAGUAGACGUGUAAGACGAUCGGAUGAAGAACUACGAAGGGCGGCUGAGUGUAUAACGCGCGGACAAACUUUCCAAACGGUCAGCGAUCAAUUCAACAUCCCAAUAUCGACGAUUCGAUUUUACAUGGCUCGGAAAGGCAUUUUGCCGCGCCGCAAACGGGGCAGAUCUUGCGCGGGUCCAACGAUCGGCGGAAGCGGAAGUGGACCCCCGAUCGCGAUCGCCCCCAAUUACGGAAACUCCGGUAAUACCAGCCCGAUCGGACCCCCAUUUCACAUAGUACACUAUAAGUUACCUCCUUUGGGCGUAAGCCCAAAACUCAAGUAACUUAAGAAUCACAAGAAAAAGGAACUUUUUUUUUAUUUUUUUUUUAAGUUUUAAAGCAGACUGAUUUUUUGAUUAUUCUUUUUUAUUUCGAUUUAUUUUGAUUUGUAGAAAAAAAAACGAUUUUUUUCUUUUUAAUAAUUUUAAAGAAUCGAUAGGUUUUAAGUGGAAUAGAUCUCAAAUAAGCGAUUUUUUUGAAUGCUUUUUAAAAAUAUUGAAUUAACAAGACGUAAAACACCACGAGAUAUAGAAAUUCGGUGCCAGAAAACGAACAAUCUCUAAGACAAAAAAAAUUAAUAAAUAAAUUAAUCCAAGAAAAUUAUGCGGAUUAUAUUCUAUAUACAAUUAAAAAAAUAAGUCAGUAACCAGUGAAUAAAAUAAAAUAACAUAAAGAAAGGGUCUUGUAGCAAUUAAGGUCGGAUGUUGCGUUUAGAAUUUAGAUGAUAAUGAAAGAAACUUUUGAGGAUGAAAAAAUAAAAAUAAAAUAAAAACAUUUUUGUGUAUAUCAGUAUCAUUAGAAAGUAAAAAAGAAAAAAAACUUAGGUUAAUUUCGAAAGAAAAAAGUAUGAAUUAGAAUUUUUUUCUUUUUUAAGUUUAGCGAUUUAGAUAUUGAGGCGAUUUAGGUUUUUAAUUAAAUGUGUUCAUUGUGUGCUCCCUCGCCACCCAUUUUUUUAAAAAUAUACUUACAAAAAGGCAAAAAAAAUCAAUCUAACCUAAUCAUAAUCAUUAUUUAAGUGCGAAUGAUCAUCACACGUACAUCAUCACGAUUAUUUAUUACCCCACACAUCAAAAUGUUUUUUUCAUUGCAAUAUCAUUGGAAUCGAGAGUAGAUAAUAAGCGAAUUAGGUUGUUUUUCUUUUAAUUAUUAAUUAGUAUUAUUUUUUUGUAUUAAAAGAAACUUUUUCGUUGUAAACCAGCAAAACUCACACCACAACAGCAACAAUAAUGUAAAGAAAAUGAUAUAAAAUGAAUUAAAAAAGAAAGAAAUAAGUAAGAAAAAAAUUAAUGUAAAGUGCCAUUCUACUAUAUUUUUCUAGUACAUAGAAAAAAAAUAAUAAUACAGACCGCUUAAACGUGACUUGUACGUAGAUAUUGUAUACAGUAUUCUGUCGUAUAAAUAUAUACAAUUAUAUAGAAA
Molecule: messenger RNA, 2736 nt
Organism: Onthophagus taurus
Lineage: Eukaryota; Metazoa; Arthropoda; Insecta; Coleoptera; Scarabaeidae
Product: zinc finger and BTB domain-containing protein 14
Biological process (GO): regulation of transcription by RNA polymerase II
Cellular component (GO): nucleus
Molecular function (GO): protein binding
Source: RefSeq, a predicted model, not a curated record